GUGAUAUCAAUGGCCGGAAGAGGAAGAGGAAGGGGGAGGGGAAGGGCUAGUGGAAGAAAGGAGACAAAUUCAUCGAAUUCUGAUAAGAAGGUUAAGAAGUCACGGAGCAGCAAGGCCGGUCUUCGUUUCCCGGUCGGCAGAAUCGCCCGCUUCCUCAAGACCGGAAAGUACGCCGAUCGAAUCGGCGCCGGCGCUCCGGUCUACCUCGCCGCCGUCUUGGAGUACCUUGCCGCUGAGAUUUUAGAGCUGGCUGGAAAUGCAGCAAAGGAUAAUAAGAAGACGAGGAUAGAUCCUACGCACAUCCAGCUUGCUGUGAGGAACGAUGCAGAGCUUUCUAAGCUGUUGGAAAAUGCCAUAAUUCCUAAUAGUUGUGUGAUGCCCUUCAUUCACAUUUUCCUUAUUACUCCAACUACUCAGGACUUUGAUGAUGAUACGGAAUGAUCGUUUGCCAGCUCUUUUUGUUCUACAUAUCUUGUUAGAAUUUUUUAUGUGAUCCAACUUCUUUCUAUUUGUGUGCUUUUCUGUUAAUUUUUAGGUGUUCUUUUCUUUAGUUUUUUGUAUGGCUUAUAUUGCCAUUAAUGUUGCCAUUUGUGUUUAUAUAUAGAUAUUAUAAGCUG
Molecule: messenger RNA, 617 nt
Organism: Dendrobium catenatum
Lineage: Eukaryota; Viridiplantae; Streptophyta; Magnoliopsida; Asparagales; Orchidaceae
Product: histone H2A-beta, sperm
Exons: 2
Coding region: 10-441 (143 amino acids)
Cellular component (GO): nucleosome
Molecular function (GO): structural constituent of chromatin; DNA binding; protein heterodimerization activity
Source: RefSeq, a predicted model, not a curated record